Eruca vesicaria subsp. sativa (arugula) is the source of this 1093-nucleotide messenger RNA. Lineage: Eukaryota; Viridiplantae; Streptophyta; Magnoliopsida; Brassicales; Brassicaceae. The record is from the annotation of a GenBank genome assembly.
AUGAGGAAGAGAGAGAGGGAGAACCCUUGUUCGCUCUGUGGGCAUUACCACAAGUACGAGGAAGGUGAAGUCUGUGGAAUCUGUGGCCACCGUAUGCCUGAUCCCUCCGAUGUGCCGCCUCCUCAAGUCCACGUCAGCGCUUUUCCCUCCGAGAUCUUGCCGGAGUUUCUCUUCCUAGGGAGCUACGACAACGCCUCUCGCUCUGAGCUUCUCAAGACUCAGGGAAUCUCUCGCGUUCUUAAUACGGUUCCUAUGUGCCAGAACCUCUACAGGAAUUCAUUCACUUAUCAUGUCCUCUCUGAUGAAAAAGUCUUACAAUUUGAUGAUGCUAUCAAGUUCUUAGACCAAUGUGAGAAGGACAAGGCACGUGUUCUUGUGCACUGCAUGUCAGGGAAAAGCAGAUCACCAGCGGUUGUUAUUGCGUACUUGAUGAAACGUAAAGGGUGGAGACUCGCUGAGAGUCAUCAGUGGGUUAAGCAACGGAGACCCACAACUGACAUAUCCACAGAGUUCUACCAACAACUGGAAGCGUUUGAGCAGGCUGUAUUCGGAUCUAGAGAAGGAAUGAUGUCGGCCAUGAGUAUCAAUGAACCUCCAACAUUUGGGUUUGGUUUCCCAAAGGUUAAUAAUGAUCAAGCGCAAGUCCCUGUGUUCAACAGUGGACCUGCUUCUUCUAUAUUUUCAUCCCCUGCUUCAAGUAUCCCUCCUCAAGGGUUCACUUUUGGAGCUGCUCCACCAAAGCCAACUACCGGCGAUGAUAUUACCAUGGAUGGCUCUUAAUACCAAAUCUUCAUACUCUGCAAGAACAUUCCACCAAAAAAAACAUACUGGAUUUCUUUUUCUUUUCCUUUCUGUAAAUGGAUACUGGUGCAUGCUUGAGAGAGUUUAGGUACGUGAGAUGAAUCUUUGUUGGUUUGGGUGUUGCAUCUAUCUCUGUUUGCUGAAGGGAAGCAUCUUACUCUGCUUUAUUUCAAUAUCCUCAUUAUUACAUGUUAUGGCAACCUACGCCAGGCUGGACCUUCUCUGUUUGUCUUAGUCUUAAAUCAAAUAAGCUGAGACAUUCAACCUUUUCGCUAAAAAAAUUCUUAAGCCA